UCUGUUUGUUUGUUUGUUUGUUUGUUUAGCAGUUCUUAGUUCAUUUAAAACUUCAUUGUUUUGUCAUAAGUUACGUGGAGUGUCACUGUGAAUGAGCUGCUUUUUGACCCGAUGUUCCAACAGAUAAGCAAAUAGUUCCUCGGAGAUACACAAGAGAGCCGAUUGUUCAAGUCCAUAUCUGAUGAUCAGACUUCCUGUCCUGUCUGAUGGAAUUUCCUCUAAUAAGAGUUUGUUUGAGAUUUUAUUAGCAUGAACGUCACCUGCGAGAACAUCAUCAUCAUCAUCAUAAGCAGAGCACUCGAAUCAUCGAAUGUAAUAAAUAUCCUUUUUACUGGGUCUUGACUGUGAUAUCUACACUUAAUGAUCUGUCCAUUCUGUCCUCUGUUUGUGAUCCAUCCAAUCAAAUUCUUCACAAGUUUAAAACAUUAUUUUUUUUGUUCUUUACAAGAUGCUGAUGCUUUAUUUACUUUAUAUUUUCUGUAUCCUCUGUUGGUUUUAUUUCUUGUAUUAUGCCAUUAGGUUAUUUUAAUUUUAUUUGAUCGUUGAUCCUGGGGAUAAUUAGAUCUUUAGAUAUUUAUUUAUUACUCUUACAUUAGCACGCUAUAAGUAAUAGGUGUUGGUUAUGUAACAUUUUCACUGUGCGAUUGAAGUCUUCAUAAACAAUAUAUAUAAUAGAAAGUUUUUUUUAUUCAUCCUUCUUUUUGAAAGUGUUGAACUGGCUAAAGCUAAAUGUAUAAUACUGAAUCCCAACAUGGCUUUCACUCCUUCUACAAAACCAGAGAUAAAAUAUUUACAGUCCUAUUUUAUUUGCUCCUUCUGUUUAGGUCUAAACCUGCACUAGUUUAUUUACCAGAAAUGUUUACUGUCCUGAUGAUUGGUGAGCUGAGUGAGUUCCUGCCCACAGGUGAAGGAGACCUGGGUGGUGCCCUGUGAUAUAAGUGACCCCUUAUACACAUCCAGCAGCAGAGAACAUUCGAUCUCGGGCUCACACACAUCCAGCAGCAGAGAACAUCAGAUCUCGGGCUCACACACAUCCAGCAGCAGAGAACAUCAGAUCUCGGGCUCACACACAUCCAGCAGCAGCUUGUGACACCAUGAAGCUCAUCGUCUUCUCCAGCAUGAAGCUCCUGAUCAUUGCACUGUGUGUGGUCAUGACUUCUCAGUCAGCAGCAGAGGUAACUACCGUCCUAUCUACCCCAGAGGUAAACACCUCCACAACCACCUCCGCAACUACCGUCUGGACCCCCAUCUCCACAUCUAACAUCUCCACCCCCACCCCCACCUCCGCAACUACCGUCUUCACCCCCACCUCCACAUCUAACAUCUCCACCCCCACCCCCACCUCCGCAACUACCGUCUUCACCCCCACCUCCACAUUUAACAUCACCCCCACCUCCACAUUUAACAUCUCCACUGCAACCACCAACACCAAACCAUUCAAUUCCACCAUAUCUCUGAACACAACUGGAAAAGGCAUGAGUCUGCACACCGGUGUGUCACCUGAUGUCCUGUUGGCUCAGUUAUCUGUCAUUUUGAUUGUGGUAAUGAGCGCCACCUAAAGGCCAGUAAAAAAAUACACUCUGUUUUUCUUAUCUGUUUUUAAAAAUCAUUGUUAAAUGU
Messenger RNA from Tachysurus fulvidraco (yellow catfish), 1620 nucleotides. RefSeq names its product cell wall protein DAN4-like. Bases 1095 to 1559 code for a protein of 154 amino acids. NCBI's taxonomy places the organism in Eukaryota, Metazoa, Chordata, Actinopteri, Siluriformes, Bagridae. The transcript has 2 exons. The record is from RefSeq and is a predicted model, not a curated record.